AUAAUCAUAUAUACAUACAGGCACGUUUCUGUCGACUUGACAGCAACUGACAGCAAGAGACCUCUGAUGUUCAUCUCAUCGACCGUUUCCUCCCGUGUUCAAACCUGCGGAAGAAUCCGUCUGGUUCAGUCUGUGACCCGAACCUGAUCCAUCAUCCAUCCAUCCAUCAUCCAUCCAUCCUGCACCUCGUCCUCCUCUCCGGAUCAGCUUCUCUUCUGCACCGCUGCUCGUUCCACAGACUGAGCUCCAUGGACCAAUCAUCAUGAUCCUCCGCCAGCUGCUCCUCCCUCCCCUGCAGUCGCUGACCCCGCCUUUGCUCCACCCUCUCUGUGCGACAGCGCUCUGGGCCAAUGGCGGCGCGGCGUCACGCAGACACCUCAGCGCGGACGGCCCCGCCCCUCAGCAGCCCGUGAUCGGUCAGGAGUCGGUGGAGGUGUUGGGCCACUCGUACCCCCGCGAUGACUUCACCAACGUUACGUCAGGUAUCCUGGCCAAGGUCGGCCGCAACCUCCACAACCAAUCCCAUCAUCCUCUCUGGCUGAUCAAGGAGAGGAUCAAAGCUCACUUCUACAGUGCUUACAUCGGUCGCUGGGGCAACCCGCUGUUCUCCGUCCACGACAACCUGAGCCCCGUCGUUACCGUGGAGCAGAACUUCGACAGCUUGCUGAUCCCGCCCGACCACCCGAGCAGGAAACGAGGAGACAAUUAUUACCUGAACAGAUCGACGAUGCUUCGCGCUCACACCUCGGCCCACCAGAAGGAGCUGGUGCGCUCCGGUCUGGAUGCGUUCCUAUUGGCCGGAGACGUUUACAGGCGGGACGAGAUCGACGCCAGUCACUACCCGGUCUUCCACCAGAUGGAGGGCGUCCGCCUCUUCUCCAACCACGAGCUGUUCUCCAAGGUGCAGGACGGCGAGGAUCUGUCGCUGUUCGAGGUCGGAGGUCGGAGGUCGCCUCAGAAACAGGAAACGCACACGCUGGAGGCCGUCAAGCUGCUGGAGUUCGACCUGAAACGCACACUGACCAGACUGGUCAGUCAGCUGUUUGGAGGAGAUCUGGAGGUCAGAUGGGUCGACUGUUACUUCCCCUUCACUCAUCCCUCGUUUGAGAUGGAGGUGCGUUUCCAGGGCGACUGGCUGGAGGUGCUGGGCUGCGGAGUGAUGGAGCAGGAGCUGCUGAACUCUGCGGGGGCGGGGAACAAGCUGGGCUGGGCCUUCGGUCUGGGUCUGGAGAGACUGGCCAUGGUUCUGUACAGCAUCCCGGACAUCCGGCUCUUCUGGAGUCAAGACGAACGUUUCCUGAAACAGUUCAGAGUGACGGACGUCCAGCAGCCCGUCUGCUUCCAGCCUCUCAGUAAAUAUCCGCCUCUCCUCAACGACAUCUCCUUCUGGCUGCCGGAGAGCAGAGAGAGCUUCACGGAGAACGACUUCUACGAGCUGGUUCGCUCCAUCGGAGGAGACCUGGUGGAGAAAGUCUCACUGGUGGACGAGUUCACACACCCGAAGACCGGGAGGCGGAGUCAGUGUUACCGCAUCACUUACCGCCACAUGGAGCGAACUCUGACCCAGCAAGAGGUUCGACUCAUCCAUGAGCAGAUUGAACGCAGCGCCGAGACCGAGCUGGGCGUGCAGGGCAGAUACUGACACACGCACACACACACACACACACACACACACACACACACAAGGUACACCUGGCUGAAACUAACGCGGUCUGAAGCCUCAUGGGGGUCUGGUUUAGCACUGUGGGAGGGGCUGGGUGAUUCUGGAGCCUAAUUGGGAACCAGUAUGACAAUAAAAGGAGAGGAAGCUGCAGGAAGACAGACAUUUAGUCACAUUAGGAGUGAAUCAGCUGUAACAUGGACGUACAGACAACCGUCAUACUGAUACUGAAUGUGAUGAUUCUCAGGGUUUCUGGAGGUUUAUUGGAGAUAAUGAUUGAUUUGACUGAGUUAUGACUCCGACGCAGCAUCUUCACCUCACCUUCACCUCUCUCUGAAACAGCAGUCAAUCCCACUGUCAUGAAGGUUAUAAAGUUCAGUUAUAGUUCAACCUGUUUUACAGAGUUACUGACUGAACUUAACAGUUCUUUAGGAUCCUGGUUAUGUGUUGAGUACUGUGACUUCAUCCAGGAUGCUCAACGUUCUCUGUUGGAAACAUUUAGAAUAAAAUCAAAACCAGGAAACUUGUUUGAUUUGAUGUAAAUGUUUUGGAUAAAAACACUUCAGCCUCAAAAUAACAUUUAUAAAAACAUUAUAGCUUCUAUGAGAUGUUAUUGCAGUGUUGUAUCAGACUGCAUCAGUUUUAUCUCAGUGUACCUAAUAAACUGGCAACAGACAGACGGCAGACACACACACACACACACACACACACACACACACACACACACUCACACUCACACACACACACACACACACACACACACACACACACACUCAGAGCUGUUAGGAAGCUUCGUCACGUAGCUGUGAGAUUUCGCCGCAGGGGGAAACGUGUUGGAUUUAAUACAGACGUCACACUCAGCUUUUGAUGCUGCUGCCGGCGGUUCACACACACACACACACACACACACACACACAAACACACACACACACACACACACACACACACACACACACAAACACACACCUCUCUCUCUUCUUCAGCCUCAAUCAUCCAAAUUUGACGUGUGUCACCUUUAAUUUCUAAAAACAUCCUCUGUGUGUGUGUGUGUGUGUGUGUGUGUGUGUCAGGUCGGCGGUCACACACACACACACACACACACACACCGGCUUUGUGACGCUUCAAACCGCCGUGACGCGUCAACGCUGACAAAGACUGAGAUUUCCUGACGUCAGCAGCUGAGCUGAGAUGAUAAUACAGCUGCAGGAAGCUCUCACUGUGUUUGUCCUGCAGUCAAACAGCAGCUUUAUAUUUUUACAUUUAUUAAACUGAUAUCGCUGCCCUGGAUGAUGAUGAUGAUGAUGAUGAUGAUGAUGAUGAUGAUGAUGUUGUUGUUGUUGUUACACACAUCAGAGCGACUCUGUGGAGCUUCAGCACAACACCUACAAUCAUAAAAAUGUAUUUUUUUCAGAAAUAAAAGUUUCUUUUCUUCAUUAUUUGGAAAACGAAGCGUCUGUAGCUUCUACUGACGAUGUGUUUGUGUGUUUUAGUUCUUCAGAUGAAAACAUUAAAACUGUUUGGUCACAUG
Messenger RNA from Thunnus maccoyii (southern bluefin tuna), 3188 nucleotides. RefSeq names its product phenylalanyl-tRNA synthetase 2, mitochondrial (gene fars2). The transcript is spliced from 12 exons. Gene Ontology annotation, biological process: phenylalanyl-tRNA aminoacylation. Bases 263 to 1642 code for a protein of 459 amino acids. Gene Ontology annotation, molecular function: ATP binding; tRNA binding; phenylalanine-tRNA ligase activity. Lineage: Eukaryota; Metazoa; Chordata; Actinopteri; Scombriformes; Scombridae. Gene Ontology annotation, cellular component: mitochondrion; cytoplasm. The record is from RefSeq and is a predicted model, not a curated record.